AUGGCCGCCGUCCGUUCCGUGUGGUCGGACAACUUCGCCGCCGAGUCCGCCGUCCUCCUCGACGUCGCGCCGCACGCCACCCACGUCGCGUUCAACGUGCAGUACCCUGGCUGCAUCUUCCACGGCGACGGCAAGACCCACUACACGAACCUCACCGCUGAGGAGCGCUACGCGCUCGUCCGGGCGAACGUGAACCCCCUCCAGCCGCUGCAGGUCGGCCUCGCCGUCCGCACCGACGAUGGCCGGCUCCUCGCGUGGGAGUUUAACCUCUCCAACUUCGACAUCGCCUCCGACGUCUGCUACCGCUGCGCGCCGGACUCCAUCGCGUACCUCGCCAGCCGCGGGGUCGACUUCUGGAAGCUGAAGUACGAUGGGAUCCCCGGGUACAGGCUCCGGUGGCUGCUCCGGGACUCCGGCCUGAUCAGAGCCCGGCCGGCGUGGGCCACUUUCGCCGGCGCGUUCCACGUCGCCUACUUGCUCAAGAUCAUGAUCGGCGAGUAUCUUCCCACCAACCUCGACGGCUUCAUGAACCUGGUGCGCCAGAAGAUCGGCGCGCACGUCUACGACGUCAAGCUCCUGGCCAGAGAGCACGACCACGGAUGCAGGGGUCCGCUGAAGCUAAUCGCGAAACAGCUGGGCGCCGCGCCGAGCGUGGAGGCGGAGACGGCGCUUGCCGGAGAGGCUGCCGUGCUGGCGUUGCAGUCUUUCGAGGUUCUUAAGGACAAGCUUGGAAACAACACUGGCAAGUACAGCAGCGAGCUGUGCGGCAUCCAGACUUUCUAG
Phragmites australis (common reed) is the source of this 783-nucleotide messenger RNA. Its product is annotated as probable CCR4-associated factor 1 homolog 9. NCBI's taxonomy places the organism in Eukaryota, Viridiplantae, Streptophyta, Magnoliopsida, Poales, Poaceae. The record is from RefSeq and is a predicted model, not a curated record. Gene Ontology annotation, molecular function: nucleic acid binding; poly(A)-specific ribonuclease activity. Gene Ontology annotation, cellular component: P-body; CCR4-NOT complex; CCR4-NOT core complex. The coding region runs from base 1 to 783 and encodes 260 amino acids. The transcript has a single exon.